Aegilops tauschii subsp. strangulata is the source of this 1605-nucleotide messenger RNA. The record is from RefSeq and is a predicted model, not a curated record. Lineage: Eukaryota; Viridiplantae; Streptophyta; Magnoliopsida; Poales; Poaceae.
AUGUACUACGCCCGCGCGUUCGAGCGCCUGCGGUGGCCAUCCAGCAGGAAUCACCGUUCCGGACCGCUGGGUCGCUACCCAGAUCGGAUUCCGCGCAGGGUCGGCCUGCGCAAGCUUCUGCGACACCCCUCGCCGCGACCACCGCACGCCCGUUCGGCCGGCUCACCUCAGCCGAGCUACUCGAGGGUCGCCGCCAAGGGUUGUGCUUCACCUGCGACGAGCCCUACACGCCCGGCCAUGCCUGCCCGCGACUCUUCUACCUGGAGGUUGCAGACUACAUUUCGGAGGACGCCUUCCCCGCCGACCUGGUCGCCGCAGCUGUCGAGAAGGUGUUUGACACUGGUUGAUCACCUCGAGGAGUUCCGCAAGCGCUUCCCCACCUUACAGCUCGAGGACGAGCUAGACUUGGGGUCUGAUCAUGUCUUCGUCAACACGGUCGCCGCCGCUGCCCGUCUCCACCUCCGCGCCGAUGACGUCCGCCCCGAUGACCACCAUCGGGCCCCCACGCUGUCGGGCCCGGUCACCACGGCGGGCUCCUCACCACCGCCGGCCCCCAUCACUUCCGCGCUGCCGCCAGCCGCCGUCUUCACGUCAGAACAUAUGACCAGUACGCUGCAACAGCUCGUGACGGGCGUCCAAGGGCUCCACAUGCACCAGUACCACCAGUACAUGGCAGGAGCGUACGGCCUUCCGCCGGCUGCGCCGAUCGCCACCUACGGCCACCCUGCGCCAUGGCUGUUUCCGGGCUCACCCGCAGGCGGCGGGCCCCCGCUGUUGCCAUUCCAGAUGGGGAACUCCAGCGGGCCACCACCAGCCGCCCCGGGCCUGUGGCAUCUGCCGCCGCCACCAUCGACGACGCCCCUCUGGCACCUGCAGCCGUUGCCGUUCCCGGCAGCCGCUGCCCCCGUCCAGCCCCCGCUGCACCCACCGGCGCAUCCACCGGCGCCGCCCCUGCCCAGCUCGGGGGUACCCUCACCGACCGGCCUCCCGAUCCAUCAGGUCGUGUUUCCACCCUCCUCGUCGCCACUUCCAGCGUGGGCGGCUGGGUCUUCGCCAUCGCCCGUCUACACCAUGGCCCCCGAACAGCCGACUCCGUUCCCGCAGUUCGGUGGGUCAUCCGGUUCCGCCGGUCCCUACCCGGAGUACUCCGACCAGGCGCCACCCGCGUCGCUGCUUCGGACCUCUGAGCCAGCUCGACACGGCGCUCCAUCCCAGACACCGUCGCGGUUCGCCAAGAUCGACUUCGCCACCUAUGACGGCACGGAGGACCCCCUCAACUGGCUCAACCAGUGUGACCAGUUCUUUCACGAGCAGCGCACCCUCGCAUCGGAGCGUACCUGGCUCGCCUCGUACCACCUCCGCGGCAAGGCACAGACCUGGUAUUGCGCCCUCGAGCAGAACGAGGGCCCCAUGCCCCCCUGGGAGCGCUUCCGCGAGCUCUGCCUCCUUCGCUUUGGGCCUCCGGUUCGCGGGAGCUGCCUAGCAGAGCUCGGCCGCCUUCCCUUCACCUCCACGGUGCAGGACUACACCGACCGAUUCCAGGCUCUGGCAUGCCAUGCGUCGGGUGUGACGGCGCAGCAGCGGGCCGACCUCUUUGUCGGUUGA